GAGAAAGGAGCGAUCUCUGACGGGCAGAUUAGUGCUUCGUCGCAGCUUGAUGCCAACCACGAAUCCAGUCAGGGUAGACUGAAUUUGAAAGGAUCGUGGUCAGCUUACGCUAAUGACGCUAAGCAAUGGCUACAGAUUGAUCUAGGUACCAAUCCUGUCACUGUCACAUGGGUGGCAACCCAAGGAAGUAAUUACCAGAGCCAGUGGGUAAUAAAUUUCACGCUGAAAUACAGCGACGACGGUCUGAAUUUCCAGUUGUACAAACAACAAGGACAAAGUGAGCACAAGGUUAGACACCUUUGCAGACAUUCAUUUUGUGUGCAGUUUGUUACUUUUUUAAAUGAAGUGAUAGUUGCUUGUUAAAAACAGUAGUACAUACANGAUCUAGGUACCAAUCCUGUCACUGUCACAUGGGUGGCAACCCAAGGAAGUAAUUACCAGAGCCAGUGGGUAAUAAAUUUCACGCUGAAAUACAGCGACGACGGUCUGAAUUUCCAGUUGUACAAACAACAAGGACAAAGUGAGCACAAGGUUAGACACCUUUGCAGACAUUCAUUUUGUGUGCAGUUUGUUACUUUUUUAAAUGAAGUGAUAGUUGCUUGUUAAAAACAGUAGUACAUACAUGUAAUAAUAAUAAUAACAAUAACAAUAAUAAUAAUAAUGAUAAUAAAUAAUUAAAUAGAUUACUUAUAUUGCGCCUUUUAACAAUACUAGGGAUUAAAAGCUAGUUUAAAAGGAUUUGUUUUCAGUAAAGAUUUAAACUGUUGAACUGUUUUUUAUUUCCUUAACGAGAUGGGUAAGGUAUUCCACAAUGUGGGAGCAGCAACAGAAAAAUAUCUGUCUCCGAAAGAUGUCAACAUCUUCCCACGGGGGAAAUCUAGUAGUAGUCUAUCAUUUUAUCGCAGCUGAUAGGCAGAUUGAUUCCUUACUGAAAUUAAAUUACUGAUACACUGGGGUGACUGACCAAGCAAAGAUUUAAAAAACGAUCAAAAGUAUCUUAAAUAAAUAUCUUAAAGAAAAAUGAAAUCUCACUGGCAGCCAGUGAAGUUCAUAGAGUACAGGGGUAACAAGGCUAAACUUAGAUGAAAGGUAACAAGUCUAGCUGGGGCGUUCUGCAGUCUUUGCAACUUGGAGAUCUCAGUGUUUGAAAAUAGAGCAAAUAGUUUACCAAGAAGCAAAAUAAAGUUCAGUAAUCUGUUUCCCUGCAUGUCACCCAUAAACCGAAAAAAGCUGUUUUCAAAGUAAAUCAUCUUAAUAUGUACGUUUUGAGAUCUUGUGCACCGUUACCCCUUCGUUAGUGAACUGUUCUUUUCCUUUUCGACAUUUCGUUCACCAUACUUAAUCUCCUCAUUCAACUCCCUCUGAGGAGUCAGUCGGGGUGAGUGAGAUUCAUAAAGUUUCACAAACAAGAAAGGGGAUCAUUGGGGUUGAGGAUAAUUUUUGGUCCAUUUUAGCCAUUUUUUCCCUUUUGUGGUGUUGUGGUCGGGGCUCAUUUGCUGUACUGUACAGUUCCCCUGUUCCUCAAAAUAAUGUGGAAUUUCACUCUGUUUUCUGAAAAUAGUUUUAAUUAACAUGUUCUCCAAAAUUCAAUGUUGUCAGCUUUCCGAGGUUUCCAAAACAUAAAAUUGUAACGGGGGUCAGACCUAACCUGUUGUGGAACCUGAAAAGGCAUCUGGGCAAAGCGUAAAGAAAAAAUAGUCAGUAUUUCUUAGGAAGGAAAAAAAACGACCUCAGGCCCCAGUCUACUCGCAACGAAGUCACAACCAAUUGCAAUAGACCAGAGAAGCAGCAAAAUUGACGAACAAUAGACGUCUGAAAGUAAAAGUUUAUUAAAAUGAUAUUAUUUUGAACUAGAAAAUCAAUGUCCCCCUGUUCCUGGAAAGACUUCAGUGUUUCUUGAAAGUAAAUAGUCAAGGUCUCUUGUUCCCCAAAACCUCUACCAGAUACUCAAAUUUCAUGCUCAUAGUGUGUUUCAAAAACAAUCCUAUUUGCAUCUCUACAUGCUAUUAUUAACAGCUUUUCAUUUGUAUUAGAGGUUACUUCUAGGUGUGCAGGGACCAGGGUGUUAUGAAAUUCAGUGCCUGGCGACACAAAAUGUCACCCUCGGAUUGUGAAAAGCAGGCAAAUGGCGCCAAAACCGCGACGAAUUGUCCGUCUAACUGCUGUUUUUUAUUUUCUUUUUUUGGCCUGCUUCAGGUGUUUGUUGGCAACACAGACGAGAAUACUAUCGUUUAUAAUGAACUCAUUGGGUCGAUUGUAGCACGUUACACACGUUUUCAACCAAAAGCUUGGCAUAACCAAAUAUCAAUGAGGGUGGAACUAUAUGGCUGCAAAGGUAAUCUUUUUUGGUAA
Messenger RNA from Porites evermanni, 2352 nucleotides. NCBI's taxonomy places the organism in Eukaryota, Metazoa, Cnidaria, Anthozoa, Scleractinia, Poritidae. The record is from the annotation of a GenBank genome assembly.